This is a messenger RNA of Penicillium soppii, 1059 nucleotides long. RefSeq names its product alpha/beta hydrolase. Lineage: Eukaryota; Fungi; Ascomycota; Eurotiomycetes; Eurotiales; Aspergillaceae. The record is from RefSeq and is a predicted model, not a curated record. Bases 1 to 1059 code for a protein of 352 amino acids. The transcript has 2 exons. Gene Ontology annotation, molecular function: catalytic activity.
AUGUCGGACAUUUGUUUUCCUAGGCACAGCAAACAGCUUACUCUCUCUACCAAAAAUACUUACGGAUAUGUACAUAUCCCGCCCUUGGAGCCAUCAACCUCAACAGUCUUGUUCCUGCACGGGUUUCCAUCCUCGUGUUACGAUUGGCGUCAUCAGAUCAAGUUUUUCUCGAAUCAGGGGUAUGGGGUUCUCGCUCCAGAUCUGCUAGGCUAUGGCGGCACUAGCAAACCUGCCUCGGUCCUAGAAUACCGCACUAAGCGAAUGGCCGGGGAAAUGAGGGAGAUACUAAAACACGAGAAAUUAGGCAAAGUCCAUGCUGUUUCUCACGAUACGGGAAGCAUAUUGCUUUCGCGAAUGGCGGAUUACCAUCCUGAGCUACUGCUUUCGUGCACGUUCUUGGCGGUACCUUAUUCGAAGCCCGCCGAUCAUUUUGAUCUAGAAGCUAUCAAUGCAAUGACAAAGAACAUUAUGGGCAAGGAAAAGUUUGGAUAUUUGAACUUUUUCAUUGAAGAAAAUGCGGGCCAAUUGAUAGAUGAACACAGCGAUUCCUUUUUUACUGUCUUCUAUCCCGAGGACCCCGCGAUAUGGAACGAUCAUGUUGGUCCUACCGGUGCGUUGAAAGCUUGGCUUAGAAGCGAUCACCAAGCAGAAUUGGCCUCGUUUAUAACAGAAGAGGUAAUCAUCUUAUAUCAAUUUAACCCCAAAUUAUCUCAAGACCUAACGUUACAGGAACGGACAAUCCAUCAAAAGAUUAUGGAAGGGCAUCAUAAGUCUGCUCUAAAUUGGUAUCGUAUGUUAGUUUCGAACUUGAACGAGGAAGAUGAGCGCGAAGCUUGUUUAUCUGGCAAGUUGUCUCUACCAGUGCUCAUACUCAACCCGGCACCUGGCUCUUCUCUGGGCCCCAAUAUUGAGGAAGCGAUGAGGGCAGUAGCCGAAAAUUUGACUUUCCAUGAGGUCCAUACCCAUGGACAUUGGUUGCAAUUGGAAGCAAGGAAUGAGGUUAAUGCUGCGCUGAAAAAGUUCAUUCAAGCCUGUGAUGUCGCUCUAUCCAAGUCGUGA